This is a messenger RNA of Leucoraja erinaceus (little skate), 12064 nucleotides long. It is a transcript of the gene tbc1d2, whose product is annotated as TBC1 domain family, member 2. The record is from RefSeq and is a predicted model, not a curated record. Bases 5179 to 7998 code for a protein of 939 amino acids. The transcript is spliced from 14 exons. NCBI's taxonomy places the organism in Eukaryota, Metazoa, Chordata, Chondrichthyes, Rajiformes, Rajidae.
GUGGGUAGAGACCGGCAUGGUGCUGGUUGGUGGGUAGAGACCGGCAUGGUGCUGGUUGGUGGGUGGAGACCGGCAUGGUGCUGGUUGGUGGGUAGAGACCGGCAUGGUGCUGGUUGGUGGGUAGAGACCGGCAUGGUGCUGGUUGGUGGGUAGAGACCGGCAUGGUGCUGGUUGGUGGGUAGAGACCGGCAUGGUGCUGGUUGGUGGGUAGAGACCGGCAUGGUGCUGGUUGGUGGGUCUGAGACCGGCAUGGUGCUGGUUGGUGGGUCUGAGACCGGCAUGGUGCUGGUUGGUGGGUCUGAGACCAGCAUGGUGCUGGUUGGUGGGUAGAGACCCGCAUGGUGCUGGUUGGUGGGUCUGAGACCCGCAUGGUGCUGGUUGGUGGGUCUGAGACCCGCAUGGUGCUGGUUGGUGGGUCUGAGACCCGCAUGGUGCUGGUUGGUGGGUCUGAGACCCGCAUGGUGCUGGUUGGUGGGUAGAGACCGGCAUGGUGCUGGUUGGUGGGUCUGUGACCCGCAUGGUGCUGGUUGGUGGGUCUGAGACCGGCAUGGUGCUGGUCAACGAUCCUAUAGCAGAGGAUCUUUGGUGCUGGUUGGCGACUUCUUCUCAGGCUCUCUCUGGGAAAGUCGAGGGCGGUCGGCGUCUAUGGAUGACUGUGUGAUUGAAGUGCCUCGUUGUUGACACACUUGAGAACACUCCUGCCACAAGGAUGAGAAGGUGUUGCUCUUUCACACGUUGAUCUAUCAUGUCAUGUGUAUCUUUCUAUUGACAUGCACAAGGCAAGGCUUCAUGGGUCGGCUUUGGGAAGAUCCAGAACUGAGCACGGCUCAACCUUGUGCAGAGAGCAGAUCAAAAGUUAACUUGGUAUUCUGAAAGGUACUUCUGAAGUGAAAGUUCAAUCAGAUUGAUGACUAACUUUUAUUAGGUAGUUGGGUAAAUGCUUGAAAAGGAGAACAUUUGCUGUGGUAUGGAUGGUUCGCUCUGUAACCUUCAACAUGGCUGAUGAGGCCAAUCUGGGAUAUGCAGCCUCUGCCACAGUUGGGGCAGUGGGUGAACGACAAAGUGGGUGGGGUGAUGGGGAUACCUUGACGUACUUAUGUUGAUUUCCUGUGUUUCUCCUGGAGAGAGUCGAGGUGCUCAAUAUCUUCUGCUGUUCCCCCACUUUAAGGAGUCAGGGAUUCCAACGAGUCAUUGAGGAUGAUACUGUUUUUUCACAGGGACAUUGUGAAUGUCUCAGUAGCCCUAUCUUUGUCAUCCUGUGCACUAGUGAUUCACAACCUUUUUUAGUUCAUGGCCCCCUUGGGCUCUUUAAAUUUUCUGUGCCCCCCCCCCUGAUAUUAUUAGCGGAAAAAAAGUGGCAUCCUUCAUUGAACCUGUGGCCCCCUAAAUCCCCAAAUUUUUCUGUGGCCCCCCUGAAACUAAUCUGUACCAAAAUCGAGCGGCCAUUUAAACUAAUACUACUUAAUCCCAUUUUAUUUUCCCGACAUUCCCAUUAACUCCCCUGCAGAUGUUACUACUUAUUUAAACACUAGGGAUAAUUUACAGCAGGUAAUGAACAAGUUCAAGUUCAAACCUAGCAGCCUUAGAGAUGUUGGAGUAAAGUGGAGAACAUGCAAACUCCACACAGGCAACAUCCAAAGUCUGGAUCGACCCUGGGUCAUUUGAACUAUGAGGCAGCCUCUCUACCAGCUGUGCCGCUCUUGCUUUCGCCAUGCCCUUUGUCAAUCCCCUGAAGAAUCUUGUACGUUUCAAUAAUAUCAAUUCCAUUUUUCUAAACUCCAUUGAUUAAAGGCUUGGUCUGCUUAAUCUAUCUCCAACACCAAACCAUCACAGGAAUCAACCUAGUGCACAUUCUCUGCAUUGCCUUCAAUCCAAUGGUGUCCCUCUUAAAAAUGGAGUCCAAAACUCUUCCCAUGGUUACGAACACCCAACGUGGGGACACACUGUACAUAGAAGUGAGUGUUUGGGAGACGGGUGGGAUGGAUUUGUCGGCUACUGCGGGGCUGUAGGCAUCUUUUGCCAGGUGGAAGCGGGGCAUGUCUGCGUACCUACUUUCCACCACCCUCUGAGCUGCAAUAAUCGAGGACAAGCUGAGCAGAACUAUGGUUAAGCUGAGCAGACUCACUUGCACAUUCACUGGGUGUGUGAGGCCAGCUGGCGGCCACUCUCUUGCGUCGCCUCAUUCUCCCAUCGCAGCUGUUUCUAAGAUCCUCUCACACUGUUCAUUUCCGACUUAGGAACAGAUUGGGUUGCACACAGUUCUCUGGAAUGAAAUUAUGUCAUAACCAGGGAACUUCUUAUGUCAUAACCAGUAAAACUUCCUGCUUUGUUUUACUUGGCUCCAGUUUUCUAUGCAUUACAAAUGUUUAUUUUUUUAAGCGUUUCUCAGAGAGUAGUGAUAUUAUGGAAUUCUGUGCUCCAGUGGGUGUUUGAGGCCAGAUCAAUAGACGUAUUUAAAGCAGAGAUAAGUAUUUGAAGGAUUGUGGAAUUGAGAAUAGACGCAAGUAACUUCAAAUGCUAGUUUAUAAAAGGAGACAAAGUGCUGGAAUAACUGAGCAAGUCAGGCAUUAUCUCUGGAGUACUGGAUAGGUGGAGUUUCAGUUUGGGACCCAUCUUCAGACAGUCUCGGGAUACUGGUCUUGAAGAGGAAUUGAGUCCAGCUUUGAUCAGCCAUGAUUAUAUUGAAUGGUGGAGCAGGGUUCAGGAUCAUGGUGGCCUACUCCUACUACUAUUUUCUUAGGUUCUUGUGUAUGUUCUUUUUAACUCCACAGUAGCAGCUUUUGUUUUAAUCAAUUAAGGCAACUGGAACGUCUGAGGCACGUUUGUUGUUGAUGAAUGGGAAGCGCAAGUGCUUUUGCAAAUGCUCCAACUUUAGUUCUUGCUCAGUUGACUACAUGGUAAAUUAAAAAGACGAGGAAGACAUUCUUGACAAUCAUAGUUUAUUAUAUUGUAUUGAUUUUUAAGGAUGCUAACAGUGGUUUUGCACGUAGCCUGAAGACAGCAAUGCAUGAGCUGGAGUUGAGAGCCCUAGCUGCAUUAAUGCAAUAUAAAGAUGACAAAAUGAUUUUGAAUGAAUGAAUGAAUACUUUAUUGCCACACGUGACAAGUCACGGUGAAAUUCUUUGCUUGCAUACCCAAGGUUAUUUGCAACAUAAGACCCCCCGACGCCGGCUCCCCAUUGUUCUUCCCCCUCCCUCAUGGCGGUCCCAACAUGCUGGGUCCUCCUUUGUUCCUUCCCUCGGCAGCGACAUCCUCACUCCACGUGAUCUGUCAAAUAUCUUAGGUUAAUUAACCAUAUCUGAAGUUACCGUUGGGGGGAAAUGUAGCAGCUAAUUUGUGUAUAACUAGAUCCCAUGAAUUGGAACAAAAAUAACUCUAAUAAUCUGCAUUUUAGUAAAGUUCAACAGGCGAUCAGAAAUAACUCCAAUAAUCUCCUUUGAAAUAGUAUCAAGGAAUCAUGUAUGUCUACCAGGGAGACUGGACGGGGCCACAAAAUGCUGGAGUAACUCAGCGGUGAGGCAGCAUCUCUGGGGAGAAGGAAUAGGCGACGUUUCGGGUUGAGGCCCUUCUUCAGGGGAGACCCUUCUUCAGUGAAGAAAAGUCUCGACCCGAAACAUCACCCAUUCCUUCUCUCCAGUGAUGCGGCCUCACCCACUGAGCUUUUUGUGUCUACCUUCGAUUUAAACCAGCAUCUGCAGUUCUUCCUUACACAGACUGGAUGGGGCUUCAGUACAGACGCUAUGGCUAAUGGCAAAAUUAUAAUUUUGGGAGGCUUUAUGGUAAAGUUCUUAUUAAUUUAUUGUUUUCAAAAUGGGCAGAAAUCUUGUUUGUUUUGUACAUUAUUAGAGUUUAUUGUCAUAUGCAAGUGUAUAAUAAAAGGGUGUCAGAGCAGGAAUGAAGAGGAGUGAUAAAGAGAUAAAUCAUCUGCAUGAAGCGCUGACUCAAGAAGGCGGCAUCUGUCAUCAAGGAUCCCCAUCAUUCAGGCCCUGUCCUGAUCUCACUGCCACUACCUGGCAGGAGGUACACAAGCCUGAAGUCACACACCACCAGGUUCAGGAACACCUACUUUCCUACUAUCAGCUUCUUGAACCAAUCUGCACAAUCCUAUUCCUACCUUGGCAACAGACACCACGGGCCAUCUCUUAUUUAUGUCUUAUUUAUUGUGCACAAUUUUGUCACCAUGUGCCUGCGAUGAUGCUACAGGCAAGAUUUUCACUGUACUUGUCUCUCUUGUGCUUGAGCAAAAAACCCGAAUCGACUAUAAUUAUUUCCGCAUUAUCAACUCAAAUUUCACUGUACAUUUAAGGUACACAAAAAAGCUGGAGAAACUCAGCGGGUGCAGCAGCAUCUAUGGAGCGAAGGAAAUAGGCAACGUUUCGGGCCGAAACCCUUCUUCAGACUGGGCAACGUUUCGGGCCGAAACCCUUCUUCAGACUUUCACUGUAAAUUAAUUGGUACAUGACGUGACAAUUAAAUUGAAUCUUGAAUUAUACAAAUUCGGAAUAAGGUUGUUGAAGCUUGAAUUGAAUUGAAAACAAUUUAUUAGUCAAGUAUGGAUACAUACAAGGAAUUUACCGGUGCUUUGCUCGCAAGUAACACGAUAUACAGUAAACAAUUAAGAAUAAAACAUUAUAACUUAAACAUGUGAAGAACUUUACAUGUGAAGAAUGAAAUAAAAUACCAGAGCAAAAGGAGGCUAGGCAGAAGGAUGUCAGGAAUACUGUGCAGAAUGUCGCAAUUUUAUUAUGCAACCAGGGUUGUAUCCAAAGAUUAUAGAGCCGCCCGAAGUUGCACGGUGACUGCUGCUAGUUUAGUUCAGCCUCCCGGGUUAUAAUUUCCGCAUUAUCAACCAAUUGUAUCUCCCGCAGAACUCCGAGACAAAUUUGGAAUGAGUGUCGAGAUGAUUCAAGUCAGUCUCCAACACUUGAACGAAUGAAGGCAGCAGCUGUUCAAAGGCGCUGGUCGCUGGGAAAUCACCUCUUUAUCAUAGCCCAUCCCAUCAAGGAAACACGGACCAGCCCGAUGUAGGUGUGCUCAGGACCAACAUUCAUCUCGGGAGCUCUGCUGUUACUGGUUUUCUGGGCGUUGAGACAAGGAAUAUACCAAAUGCUUCUUCUUCGGCGCGGAAUAAUUAUAUUAAUGCACAAAGUUCGAACGCACGAUUUGACAUAAAUAAGAAUGAUGACAAAUGAAUUAGAAGUGGGCAAGUCCAGCCAGACGGAGAUGUUCACAUUUCCAGUCAAUGCAGCUGCUCAGAAAAAAAUUGAUGAUGUGCAUGAAGAACCAAUUGAGAACGAAGACUUGGCAAGCUAUUUGGAAUCGCUGAGUGAGGUACCAUCGCAAUCUACAAGGUUGUGCGGGUAUCUCAACAAGCUGGGAGGCAAAGGCCCACUCAAAGGCUGCAAGACCCGUUGGUUUGACUUUGACUCAAGGAAAUGCCAUCUGUAUUAUUUCCGAAAUGCCCAUGAUAACAGUCCACUGGGGAGCAUGGAUUUAUCAAAUGCUGCAUUUAAUUAUUGCCUGGAAGCCGAGGAAGGAACUUUUGAAAUUAAAACUCCAGAGAAGGAUUAUACUCUAAAGGCAAAAAACAAAGAAGUCAUGAUGUACUGGUUACAGCAAUUGCAGCAGAAACGUUGGGAACAUGAUAAGCUGAACCAUCUCUUAGAAGGUGAUCUCCCCACAUCUGAUCCACAACCUGACACUCCACCAGCAUUCAAAACAGAAGAGGAAACAAAUGAGUUCCUGGAUCCGGUGAAGACACCGACAGGCCUGGUUGGGGAAGAAGCAGCCUCGUUGCCUGCCCCUCUACAACCAAGCACUUUGUCCAACUUCUCCCUCAAGCAUCUGGGAACUGAAAUCCAAAAUUUUGGUUCAAAAACUGUGCUUCAGUUCUGUGGGAACAAGCCGUUGAGGGAAAAUCGAACAAGCUGUGAAGAAAUGAACCAGGCAGCAAGUGAAAUGAGCGGAAGUCCAGCCCUGCCCAAAGGAGAGGAUACAUCAGUUAAGGAGUGUCACCUGGAAGUACAGAAGCCUCUACCCCGAAAGACUUCAACAGCCGGCAAUUUGAGAAACUUAGUCAAUUUUCUCAACACUGGUCCAAUGUGGCAGGAGAGGUUUGCAGUGAAGGAUGGGACUUCCCCAGCCGAAUUAAACAAGGAUGUCUUGAGACUCACCAGGGAGCUGAAUGCACAAAGGGAACUGGUGAAGCUCCUGCACAGGGCUCUGGAAGCAGCGCAGCAGGAGAAGAGGGCUUGCGGCUCGUUUCUCACGGCUGAUGACUCUACCCGCCUGGAGCUGGUGCGGCACAAGGUGCGGCAGAUCAGGGAGCUGGAGAAUCGCGUGUGCUCGCUGGAGAAGGAGAGGCACGAGAUGGAACAGAACCUGAAGCUCCAGCAAACCCACGUCGACGAGCUGAAGCAGCAUGCCCAGCUGCUGAUGGACAAGAACCACGCCAAGCAGGAGGUCAUCCUAAAACUCACCGAGCAGAUGGUAGCCAAGGAGACUGAAAAGCCAGAAUUUGACGAGGUUAUCGCCACAACCCUGGACGAGUUGAGGACAAAGGUUUCACACAUGCAGGAUGUUCAAGAAGCCUACAAUACGCAAAACAAGUUCUUGAAUUCUGAGAUCUAUCAGAUCACCAAGCUGUGGCAGAACGCCAGGGAUCAUGAGAAGGCCCUGUCCAUGAAGUGUGCAUAUCUCGAGGCCAGAUACUGUCAGAUUGAGAGUAAAUACCUGGUCAUGCUUCACAAGCUCCAAAACAUAAGUGGCCAAGAUGAAACCUGCCAAGAAAUAGUAAAGCAAUUCAUUGCUGAGCAGCUGAAAUGGGAGAUUAAGCAGGAAUCCAAUCUUGCAAUUGGCCAGAUUUGCAGUGAGCAUGAUGAAUAUGGCUUCAAGUUGGUAUCUUCCCCAGUGCAGGACCAAAACAUCCUAGCCAAAAUCCAAGCUCUUGAACGAAAAUCCAACGACCUGAUUCUCGGCCAGGAUGGUCAGGAGAAAAACAUCCAGGUGAGGUGGGAAAACCAACUGUCCGGUAAGAACUUUGGAGAACUCAUGCCGUCACCAGAGUUAAAGAACCUGAUCAGAAAUGGCAUCCCCAAGGAGCAUCGAAAGCAUGUUUGGAAAUGGUGCAUCAAUAGACGGGUUCGACACAUCAGGGAACGAUACGGCAGCAACCGUUACCAGGAGCUGCUGAAGCUUUGCAAGAACAAGCAGCAAGCAGCCUCCAAGCAGAUCGAGCUGGACCUCCCACGGACACUGACCAAUAACACACACUUCAGCUCGCCCUCUUCCAAGAUGGUUCAGAUGUUGCGCCGGAUGCUACUGGCAUACUCAUGGCAAAACCCAGAUAUUGGGUACUGUCAGGGACUGAACAGACUGGCGGGUAUUGCGUUGUUGGUGCUUCAGGAAGAAGAAGAUGCCUUUUGGUGCCUGGUCGCCAUUGCUGACUGCAUCAUGCCAGAAGAUUACUACAGCAAAACUCUCACGGGUUCCCAGGUUGACCAGAGGGUGUUUAAGGAUCUAUUGUCAGAGAAGAUGCCUCGGCUGGUGUCUCACUUCGACCAGUACAAUGUAGAUCUCUCUUAUGUCACAUUCAACUGGUUCCUGGUGGUUUUUGUGGACAGCCUGCUGAGUGACAUCCUCCUCCGGGUCUGGGAUGCAUUCCUCUAUGAGGGAACAAAGGUUAUAUUUCGGUAUGCACUGGCAAUCUUCAAGUGCAACGAGGAAGACAUUCUCAAACUUCACGACAACCUGGCAAUUUAUGAUCAUCUGCAAUGCCUGACCAAGAACAUUUCUGAGGAAAAGAAACUCAUGAACAUUGCGUUUGUUGAAAUGAACCCAUUCCCCAUGAGGCUGCUUCAGAACCGACGAACUGUGCAUCUGGAGAAACUCAAAGCUGAGCUGAGGGAGCUGGAGAAGAUACGGGUAGAAUACGUGAAAGAUAGAGAAGAACACAAGGAGCUAAUUGCUGUUCUUAGCGAGGAUGAGGAAGAAACAUAGAGAGCUUGUCCUGCAACCUCAAACUUGGACAUUUCUACACAGGAGGUUUUGAAAAUCUGACUGUCUUCUAAGAUUCUUGCAAGAUACGUUUGCAGGAGAAUGCACUCGAGUAAAGUUGCCAGAUUUUUUAAAUUAUGUUUACCUAUUUCAUGUUUAUCGUGGCCAUGUAUUGCUGGCCAGAAAAAGCAGGGUGUAGAUACAGACUCAAAGCUAUUGGGAAAACAAAUGUGGCCUUUCCAAAGAGUGUCCCUUGGAAGUCGGAAUAGUUUUGCUCCUCUCAUGCCAAAGCUUCCUAUGAAUAAGACGGGUUAAUCUAUCUCAAGGUAUUCCAGGUAGUUUUGUGCUGUUUAUUUUGUUUGGGAUUCUUCCUGAUUUUUAUUCAUCUGAGCUCCAAAUAUGGGAGAUCCUAACAAUGCAGGACAUUAGACCUGAUGACUGAUUGCACAGGAAUAAAUUUGGUGGCUGAUUGAUAAUUCAGCAGAAAGGUUUGCACACAUUGACCGACUGGGUUGGCAUGCUUUAGAUAUUAGCUCUAUAAAUGGAUUUAUGUGUAGACCUCUCUCUUUGGUCUCCAGUGGGGAAAAUGUUUAAUCUCAAAUGUAUUUCUUGAGAGGAUGGCAGUGCCCCUGAAUGAGUGAGAAACUAUCUUUAUUUAUGUACUGUUAACGUUUGACUGGUGAUCUUGUAUGUGCUGCCCAGAGGUUUUUGUAGAAGAAAUUCUUGUGCUGUGUCUGGAGUUUCAUCUUGUUGGGUAUUUGUUAAGCUAGGUUUUGGGGUGCACUCCAACUCCAACCUAAAUUCACCCUAACUCUGACUUUGUCUAAUGAACGGGAUUAUUGAAGCCAUUGGCUCAGCAAGAAAAGUUAUCCAAAUGUACUCUGGUCCUGGAAACUGGUUUUCCUAAUGAUUGAGAGGCGGGAGAUGAUCUUAUGAUGUUAAGACACUCCAAAGACGUACAGGUUUGUAGGUUAAUUGGCUUUGUAUAAAUGUAUAAAAUGUCUCUAGUGUAGGACAGUGUUAAUGUGCGGGGAUUGCCGGUCAGUGCGGACUCAGUGGGCCGAAGGGCCUGUUUCCGUGCUAUAUCUCUAAACUAAACUAGACUAGAAGACAGCCAGUGAAAACUUUGAUAUAAGAGCCGAGCCAAAAGUAUAUAUUUCCAAAAUAUGCCUAAAGACCCUUUUUGUCGUCAACUUUCAUUGUAAAGUGCCAUCUUCGACAAAACUGUAUUGUUGUGGUCAUUCACUGGCUGGUGAGAACACCGACACCAUGGACCCUGUUUUCCCUAGCACUGACAUCAGGGCUAAACUGUAAAACCAAUUUAAUCUACCCAGUCUUUCCAUGAAUGUGCUGGGCUCAGAGUAAAAACUAUCCAUUUCUGAUGUAAUAUUGACAAUUGACCUGACAUUAAUUUGUUGUUUGGAAAAAUAAUUCCACCUUCUUUAUCAGCUCAAUGAGAGGUUUAAUGCCCCCAACAAUUUGGAAAUUGAUUUUUUGGGGAGAAAAAUAAUCCAUUUUACUCCAUCAAAGGGAUUUUAUUUGAUUUCAUGCAAGCUUCAUCUUCUAACAAAUUAAUAAAACAAAUGAUCAAAUUAUAAUGAGUAAAUUAAUUGUUUGCCAUUAUAAUUUAGAUAACUUUAAUUAUAAAUUAUUGGGACAAUUUAUCUUUUCUGUUUUCCUUUAAGUAUGAGCUAGAAAAUAUUAAUUGUUCUAGAAGGAAACUAAUUCGGUGAUCAAGAAAUCGGGCAAUAAGAAUAAAAUGCUGGCAAUGCCAGAAAGGUAAUCAACUUUAAAUGUUAACUCUGCUUCUUUCUCCUGUUCUACCUGACUUGUGGAGUGUUUCCAGCAUUUUCUGUUUACAUCUCAAAUUUCCAGCAUCUGCAGUUUUAUGUUUUGCUUUUUGCAGUCACAGAAGUUGGGCAUAAAUUUUACUAACCUUCUCCUCACUUGUCGCCAUGAUCCCUAUCAGGAGACUGUUGCCUGUUCCACAAUGUGAGAAACUGAUUUUUAAAAAAUUACUGCUUCCAAAAAUCCCAGGUGUAUUGUGUCGUCUUUUAAAGAGACAUUAAGAUAUGUUGUUAAGGGUCUUGUCUCAAACAUAAAGACCUACCAGAUACUGCUUUUGACCGUGUGGUUCUUGGUUGUGACACGGGAUCUUUGACUUGAAGUGUUAAAUGCUCUGUUUCUCUCCACAAAUUCUGUCUGACCUGUAAAAUGUUUCCAGCAUUUUGUUUUUUCCAGCGUGCAUCACUUUCUGGGGUUUCGUUCUUGUGUGUGCACAUUUUUCUCCGGUUAACGGUGUCAUUCAAAUUUGGUGUCAGUGGGCAUAGUCAUUAAGUCUGUAUCUUUCUAAAAAAAAAAGCCAUCAGAAUCUAAAAGCACAGAUGCAAUGUUAAAUGCUCAAUUUUUCUGUUAACAAAAAUUAUAGAUUAUUUCACAAUUAUCUUUAAAAUUAUCACAGUACAUUAUUUUGGAGCAUGUAGUAACUAUAUUUGCAACCGCUAACAUGCAAAUGAUGGUUUUCAUUGGAAAUGUAUUGAAAAUAGCCAUGCAUGGCAAAUUGCCAAAAAGGUGAACAAUAAUUGAGUCAUACAGCUACUUGUGAUUGUCAUCAGAGUUAAAGGAAAUAACAGUAUUUCAUGUCACACACUGGUUCGUACUUUUUAAGUCUGCAAAGAUAAACCUAGAGAGAAGAGUCUUCCAAAUAUGCAAACCUGACUUUAGUUUUGCUGGUAGACAUAAAUACUGGGGAAACUCAGUGGGUGAGGCAGCAUCCAUGGAGGAAAGGAAAUGGGCAACGUUUUCAGGUCGAGACCCUUCACAGUUAUGUUGGGUUUUGUCAUAAUAAUCUCUAUAAAGUGCUUAGUGCAAACUGAACUAAGUACUCUCAUUUUUUAGAUUAAUUAUAUGGCUGUCAGACAUAAUCUACUCGAAGCAAUACUUGAGAAGCUUAAUUUAAUCUUCCUUUGCAAAAUAAUGUCUACUUCGUGCUUUGUGAAUUGUGCCAACUGAGGUGAUAUUCUGCUAAUAUGUUUAAAAGCCUCAUUAGUAAACAUGCACUUUAUUAAACAGAGCCAGCCACUACUGCACUGAUGAUGUUAUUUUACCAUCUCUUUGUUCUCAAAAGCCCAAGCAUAUAAUGUUCGUGCAUUCUUCCCUCCCAUUUAUCUUGUGUCCUAUUCUGCAAAGUGCAGUGAAGUCCCAUUCCUGCAGGUGGCUGCUUCAUGUUGCAUGUGUUAGUAGGCUAUUUAACUGAGGGUACAAGCACAACCGUAGAGUUGUAGAGAGUUACAGCAUGGAUACAGGCCCUUAUACCCAGUGUCCAUGUCAAGUAUCAAUCACUCAUUUACAUUAAUCCUACACAAAUAUAUAUUUUUAUCCUCAUAUUCUCAUCAACUCCCCCAUAGAUUUCACCCACACUCUGGGUGGCAGUCUGCAGUGUCCAAUUAACCUACCAACUCAAACAUCUUUGAGAUGUCAGAGGAAACACAAGUGGUCCAAUUGGUCUGAUUCUUACUGUCACCUGCCAAAGACGUACCUUCCCAUUAGAAUUCUGCUUUGUAUGUUAAUUUCACCCCAUCCCUCUCAGCCUGAGAUCGAUAAACGCACAAAUCUUUUAGAUUCCAAAGCUUCCUGGUUUAUUUCUGAGGUUUUUUUUAAUGGUUUACAAAUCUAAAGUCAAUAAAUAUUCAGCCUAACCCAAAUAGAAAAUGAUUCCAAUUGCUUUUUAUUAAAUGCUUAUAUAUUUUUGAGUAAAAGGUGCAUUCAUAAUUGUUCAACCCACCAAUUUCUAAAGAGUUGCAUGUCACUCCUUCAUUGUGUGACAUCCUUUGACAGCACUUAUUUUGUUAUUUAAAGGACCACGUAUACUUGGCCAUAAACAAGCAUAUAAAUCAAAUCAAAUCUUGCUUUAUUUCUAAAUGUUAUGUGUUGACUUAAAUUGGUGUAUAUUUUUGAUAAAAGUAUUAAAAUGUUUCAAAUGGUGCUGUGGAAUGUUGGAGACUUUUUUCUAAAGUGUAUUUUCUUUAACUUGUUUGCAAAGGUUUAUAGAAAAUUAAAAAAAAUAGAC